Molecule: messenger RNA, 2618 nt
Organism: Leucoraja erinaceus (little skate)
Lineage: Eukaryota; Metazoa; Chordata; Chondrichthyes; Rajiformes; Rajidae
Gene: ttll9
Product: tubulin tyrosine ligase-like family, member 9
Biological process (GO): microtubule cytoskeleton organization; protein polyglutamylation
Cellular component (GO): cilium
Molecular function (GO): tubulin-glutamic acid ligase activity; tubulin binding
Source: RefSeq, a predicted model, not a curated record
CAAUUCUUUGUAUACUUUCAAGAGAGAGCUAGAUAUGGCUCUUAAAGAUAGCGGAGUCAGGGGAUAUGGGGAGAAGGCAGGAACGGGGUACUGAUUGGGGAUGAUCAGCCAUGAUCACAUUUAAUGGUGGUGCUGUAUCGAAGAGCUGAAUGCACCUAUUGUCCAUGUAUCUAUGUAACAAAAUUAUCCAAUUCUCCAUCACGUUUACACCCGGAUUUCACUUUGUGCCAUCAUGCUUCACACAUGGGAUCUAUGCUAGAUAGACACAAAAUGCUGGAGUAACUCAGCGGGACAGGCAGCAUCUCUGGAGAGAAGGAAUGGGUGAGGUUUCGGGUCAAAACCCUUCUUCAGACAGGUAGAGGAGGGGAAGACUAGAGAUAUGCUAUGAUAGGGUAUGGUGUGAAAACGAUUUGAAGAGCAGGAGGCUGCUAUUUUAUGCGCCUUUUCAUGCUCUGUUUAUCUUCGGCAUUGGAUGUCUGAGUUCCCAUUCUGCAUGGUACUGCCAGUCAGCGCUUCUUGGCAGUGAUUCUACCAAUAACCGUCCCGCCUGAUGAUAGACACAAAAUGCUAGAGUAACUCACAGGGAGAGGCAGCAUCUCUGGAGUUGGGCGAUGUUUUGGGUCGGUACCCUUCUUCAGAUUGAGUCAGGGGAGAGGGAGACAUAGAGAUAAGGAAGUGUAAGGUGUGAAAGCAUGACAUCGAAGGAGAUGGAAUUCAAGGAAGAUGUAGAAAAGAUAAUUGUUAGCAAAGAGAAAAUGACAACAAAGCAUAGCUAACAAUGAUCUAUUCAAUAUUUUCCUUGAUCCCCAUCCCCUUUGAUAUCUCAUUUUCAAACCUUACACUUCCUUAUCUCUGUGUCUCCCUCUCCCCUGACUCUCAGUCUAAAGAAGGGUCUGGAGUCGACCAGAAAUGUCACCCAUUCCUCAGACAGAGAAGCUGCCUGUCCCGCUGAGUGACUCCGGCAUUUGUGUCUCUAUUCGGUGCAGAGCAGCAUCUGCAGUUCCUUGACACACACCCAACCGCGCAUGUGCCUGCCGCGUAGAGCGCGUCGUCGCCAUGGUGACGGUGCAGUGUGGAGGCCGCCAUGAAUCGCAGCAAGAGUGUUGUGAACAAAGGACCAUUUGGUAACGUGAAACAGAGGGACCAACGCAACUUCAUACGAUUCAAAUGUGUUUUGACAAAUACUAUUUUGGAUGUUCUGCGGCAGCGACCUGGAUGGGUUGAGGUUAAGGAUGAAGGUGAAUGGGACUUUUACUGGUGCGAUAUCAGCUGGCUACGAGAGAACUUUGGCUAUACAUAUAUGGAUGAGCAUGUUCGCAUCUGUCACUUUCGCAAUCACUAUGAGCUGACACGAAAAAACUUCAUGGUGAAAAACCUAAAGCGGUUUCGCAAACAGCUGGAGCGUGAGCAGGGGAAGCUGGAGGCAGCUAAAUGUGAUUUCUUUCCAAAGACAUUUGAACUGCCUGUUGAAUAUCACCUGUUUGUGGAACAAUUUAAGAGAAACCCUGGAAUCACUUGGAUCAUGAAACCGGUUGCAAGGUCACAGGGAAAAGGCAUCUUUCUUUUCCGAAAACUCAAAGAUAUCAUGGAAUGGAGAAAGGAUGGGACUCGUGCAGAUGACUCCAAAGAUGAAGCUACAGUGGAAAGUUAUGUUGUGCAGCGCUACAUCGAGAACCCCUACCUGAUAGGAGGGAGGAAGUUUGAUCUGCGAGUCUAUGUACUGGUGAUGUCUUACAUCCCUCUGAAAGCCUGGUUAUAUCGAGAUGGGUUUGCACGCUUUUCAAAUACCCGCUUCUCCCUGACCAGCAUUGAUGAUCAUUUUAUACAUCUUACAAAUGUGGCAGUCCAGAAAACCGCUCCCGACUAUGAUCCAGAAAAGGGGUGCAAAUGGUUAAUGCAACAGCUGCGGCAGUAUCUGACAGCAAAACAUGGCACCGAGACUGUAGAAACGCUCUUCAGAGACAUGGACAACAUAUUCAUCAAAAGUUUGCAGAGUGUCCAGAGUGUAAUAAUUAAUGACAAGCAUUGCUUUGAACUAUAUGGAUACGACAUUUUGAUCGAUAAGAACCUGAAACCGUGGCUUUUGGAAGUGAAUGCAUCUCCAUCACUGAUAGCUAGCAGCCAGGAGGAUUAUGAGCUGAAAUGUCGUUUGCUGCAGGACACAGUGAACAUUGUCGACAUGGAAGGAAGACUCUCUGGAAAAGAGAAGCAGGUCGGAGGUUUUGACCUGAUGUGGAACGAUGGUCCUAUUUAUAGUGCAGAUGUAAAUUUCGAAGGAGGCAUUAAUCUCAUUGCUAACACUCACUUGGGCUGCUUGAAUGAUAGGGAGAUGCAGUUGUGGCAUCUGUUAAAACCGCUCUCUGCCCAGAAGAAGUAGCAGUGAACAGUUUGUGGAAACAGAUGAAGAAUGCAUGCAGUCUAAUGCCUCGUCCCACACCUGGCUAGCUAAUUCCUCAAAUCUAAUGUAGAGCAGGAUAGUUUGUCUACAGUUUUAAAUGUGCUCCUGUUAUCAGUGGUCCUUUGCCAUUGUUCGAUAGAUAACACUUUAGAGAUUAGUUAUUCCUGAGAACUGUGCUGUACAUAUUUUCUGUAACAACUAAAAAACAAGUGCACUCUCA